GGGGUGUUUACUUUUCUUCUUAUUUUCACUUAAAGAAAGAGUGAAAGGGCAAAGCCAAGAUAUGGGAGCGGAACCCUUGCCCACCAUGGUUACCGUUCCUUUAAUUCUUGGACUCCAACCUGCUGCCCUCAGUGACCACGUCGCACGCGUCGAUUGGUCCCUGCUGGAUCAAAUCCCUGGUGAACGCGGGGGCUCUAUACCAGUAGCAAUUGAAGCGCUGGAGCAUAUACUAAGUGAGGUGAAAACUCACAUGCUUUCUACACCUGAUGAAUCAUCUCCUAUAAAAACAAUAGCGGGAGGGAGUGUUACCAAUACUAUUAGAGGUUUGAGCGUAGGGUUUGGGGUGUCUUGUGGGCUUAUUGGUGCUUAUGGGGAUGAUCAACAGGGCCAGUUAUUUGUUAGUAACAUGACCUUUAGUGGGGUUAAUUUGUCAAGAUUGAGAAUGAAGAAGGGACCUACUGGCCAGUGUGUUUGCCUGGUUGAUGAAUCGGGUAAUCGUACAAUGCGACCUUGUCUAUCAAGUGCUGUCAAAAUUCAGGCUGAUGAACUUACCAGAGAGGAUUUUAAAGGCUCCAAGUGGUUGGUUCUAAGAUUUGCAAUGUUCAACAUGGAAGUUAUUCAAGCAGCCAUUCGGAUUGCCAAACAAGAGGGUGUUUCUGUCUCGUUGGAUUUAGCAAGUUUUGAGAUGGUUCGGAAUUUUAAAUCACAUCUUCUACAGUUAUUAGAGUCUGGGGAUAUAGACCUCUGCUUUGCCAAUGAGGACGAAGCAGCUGAGCUAGUAAGAGGUGAACAAAAUGCUGAUCCAGAGGCUGCUCUUGAAUUCCUGGCUAAAAGUUGCCGAUGGGCUGUGGUGACAUUAGGCUCUAAUGGAUGCAUUGCAAAGCAUGGAAAAGAGGUUGUUCGAGUACCAGCCAUAGGGGAGGCAAAAGCAACUGAUGCCACUGGUGCUGGAGACCUAUUUUCGAGUGGGUUCUUGUACGGAUUAGUAAAGGGAUUGUCUCUGGAAGAGUGUUGCAAAGUGGGCUCAUGCAGUGGUGGUUCUGUUAUUCGUUCUCUUGGUGGUGAGGUGACCCCAGAGAAUUGGCAAUGGAUGCGCAAGCAGAUGCAGAUCAAGGGCCUCCCCAUUCCAGCGGCUCAUAUUUGAUGUCUAUUGAGAGAAUUUUAUUUUAUUUUAUUUUUUUCCCCUUCUUUUUCAUAAUUA
This is a messenger RNA of Pistacia vera, 1201 nucleotides long. RefSeq lists its product as uncharacterized. The coding region runs from base 62 to 1144 and encodes 360 amino acids. The transcript is spliced from 7 exons. Lineage: Eukaryota; Viridiplantae; Streptophyta; Magnoliopsida; Sapindales; Anacardiaceae. The record is from RefSeq and is a predicted model, not a curated record.